UUUCCGGGACGCACAUGUGAGAAGUACCUUGCCUAGCAGUUCUGCUUUACCUUUACAUUAACUGAAACGUGUGUUCUUUUACGAUCUCUGCUUAAUAAUCAUGAAGAGAAAAACAGACGAAUUAUCAGCUUCCGAUACGGAGAAUGAGAUUGGGAAAUCUAAGCCUUUUCACAAAGAAAAAGAUGGCACCAUGGAGCUAAAGAAAAGCAAGGAAGAGACAGUGGAGGAUGGAGUUCUGCGUCCUGUUAAGCUCUCUCGGAAGGAGCUGUAUAAACCCCCAGAUGCAGAUGAGUUGAACCAGCUGCGCGAGGCAGAGAGCCUGUUCCAUUGCAAUCUGCUUAAGAUGCAGAUGGAAGAGCUGUUGAAGGAAGUUGUAUUAAGUGAACAGAGGAAGUGCAUGGUGGAUUCCUUCAUACAGAAAGUCACCAAGUUGCUCCAGACUGUGCCACGGUCUCCUCAAAUGGAGCUGAAUGACCUGUCAUGGCUGUCUUCAGAAGUCAAAGUUCCUUUCUUGCUUUUCCCAAAAGCUGCCAAGGGCAAGUUCCACAUGGAGCCCCCUGCUUCUGUCUCCGUGGUGGGCAGCUAUCCAUUGGGGACCUGCAUUAAACCAAAGGUGUCUGUGGAUCUUGCUGUCAUCAUGCCUCCUUCUGUGCUACAACCUAAAGAUGCCUUGAAUCAGAGGUACCCUAGGAAGAGAGCACUUUAUCUGGCUGGGCUGGCACAGCACCUCCUGUCCUCUCCUGACAUUGGACCGUUGCGUUACUCCUGUCUGCAUGGAAAUCGUCUUCGGCCGCUAUUGCUAGUAACACCUCCAGGGGCAGACUCAAACUCCUUAACGCUGAGGCUCCACGUUUGCCCUUCACCGGGAUUCUUCAAGCCUAGUCGCUUUCACCCCCUAAGGAACAAUGUUCGAACGUACUGGUACACAGGCCUGGAAGCCCCCAAAGCAGAUACCAAGGACCCACCUACUCCUCACUACAACAGCUCUGUGCUGGGCGACCUCCUUCCAAAGGCACAUCUGCAGUUUUUAUCGGCUGUUUCUGCCAAGUGUGCUGCUUUCACUGAUGCUGCAGCCCUGCUGAAAGUGUGGCUGAGACAGAGAGAGCUGGACCAGGGAGUUGGCUCCUUGUGUGGGUUCGUGGGCUCCAUGUUGGUGGCCUACCUGCUUUCCACACACAGAGUCGGCAACACCAUGACUGCAUACCAACUUCUCAGAAACUCUCUUCACUUUUUAGCUACCACCGACUUAACAAAGAAUGGAAUCACUUUAGCGAAAGACGCUGACUCAACAGCGCCCACACUCUCUGAAUUCCACGACUCUUUCCAAGUAGUCUUUGUGGAUCCAUCAGGACACCUCAAUUUAUGCGCCGACAUGACAGCCAACACCUACAAGCAGGUUCAGCAUGAGGCUGCGCUCUCCCUGCAGUUUUGGGAUGACCCCACACUAGACGGCUUCCAGUCCUUGCUGAUGACCCCUAAACCCUUUCUUAGGACAUAUGAUCAUGUCUUUCAGUUGUGUGAGCUAGUGAAACUGCAGUCCUCCUGUAAAAAGCUCAAACUCCUUGGGGAGCUCAUGGACCGCAGUGGGGACUACGUGCUGACCGUGCUUCCCGUUAUACUGUCCCUCCUGCAACACGGUCUAGGAAAAAGGGUCCAUCUUUUGACCCAUGCCUUGUGUCCUGAACCAGAGUGGUCAGUGGUCACUGAACCCCCAAAGCACAAGGACAUGGGGGCAUUAUCCUUUGCUCUCUUGCUGAACCCUGAGUUGUCCGCCUCUGUGCUGGAGCGAGGUCCCCCAGCAGACAGCCCUGAGGCAGUGGAGUUCAGGCAGCUGUGGGGUCCUCGUGCAGAGCUCCGGCGAUUCCAGGAUGGAGCCAUCACUGAAGCAGUGCUGUGGGGAGGCUCCUCUGCCUGCCAGAAGAGGCUGGUGCCUCGUGAGAUUAUCACACACCUGCUACAGCUUCAUGCUGAUAUUCCAGAGUCUUGUCUGCGAUAUCGAGGCGGGUUCCUUGAUGAUGUCGUCAGAAUUGAAUGUAAGGUGGCACAGAUUGAUAGCACUGGGGAUGAGGAAAGUCUCAGGAUAGUUCAGUCCUAUGAUGACCUCAGCCGCAAGCUGUGGCAGCUGGAGGGUCUGCCGCUGUCCAUCACCUCUGUGCAGGCUGCCCAUCCGGCCUUGAGAUACACACAGGUGUUUCCCCCGGUUCCUCAUAAACUCAAGUACUCAUUUUUUGGUCGAGAAAAAGUGACUGGUGCCCUUUUGCCCCUGGAGGACAAGCCCUGUCCUGUCUACAUCCCACCAUUGAAAGUCAUCUGUCACAUGGAGGGUAGCGGGAAAUGGCCUCUUGAAAAGCUGGCCAUCCGACACAUCAAAGCAGCCUUCCACGUCCGCCUUGGGGAGCAGUUACGCAAGUGUCAUGGUUUCACAUGCAGUCCCACUCCUACGCAUCUAGAUGUUUACAAGGAUGGAUAUGUGUUCCGUAUUCAAGUGGCUUACCACAGAGAGCCUCAGAUCUUGAGGCAGACCAUAGGCCCAGAUGGGAUGCUCUGUUACCGUGACAAUGAUGAGGCCCAAGCUCUGGAACUAGAGACCGUACAUCGGCCCUACCUCACCAGCACGCUGCAUGGGCUUCAGCAGCAGCACCCGGCCUUUGGGGUGACGUGUCGACUGGCCAAACGCUGGUUGGCUGCCCAGCUUUUCAGUGGUGAGGUCAGCGAGGAUGCCGCCGACCUGCUUGUCGCGUCGCUCUUCUUGCAGCCUGCCCCUUAUACUGCUCCAGGCUCCCCCCUGGUCGGCUUUCUCCGGUUCCUCCAUUUGCUCUCCUCCUUCGACUGGAAAACCUGUCCCCUUGUGGUCAACCUUAACAGUCAACUCACAGUAUCCGAUUAUGCUGAGAUAAAGAACGAUUUUAUUGCUUCCCGGGAAACACUUCCUGUCAUGUUCAUCGCCACACCCAAAGACAAGAAGCUUUCCCUUUGGACCAAGGAGGGCCCUUCUGUGCCGAUGCUGCAGCGCCUUACAGUAGUGGCUGCGGAGAGCUUAAGGAUCCUUGAGACGCAGCUGAAGGACUGCAGUCAGGGGCAAGACGGUCGGGUGGCUCUGCGUCCCCCUCUGGAUGUGUACGACGUUCUCAUUCAUCUCAGUCCCAAGCAUGUUCCCCUUCUGGACCAGGCAGUGGACGUCCCCCACGCCACUUUCAGUCGGGGCACCGUGCCAGGUGCAGUGCCCAGUGCUGGUGGGGCACUCCCUGUUAUCGACUUUAACCCAGUCACACAGUACGUGACUCAGCUUAGGGAUGCAUUUGGUCACCUGGCACUGUUUUUCUGUGAUCCCUACGGCGGUACAGUUAUCGCAGUGCUGUGGAAACCGCAAGCCUUCGCAUCGCAGCCUUUCAAGACCUCGCAGAUGAGUGCCCGCCGGGUGGAGGUGCAUGGAGAGCUGGCUCAAAGUGUCCCAAACGUGGAGGCCAUCUUGGAGGAUUUCCGUGUCAUGGGGAAAGGACUUGUGACAAAAGUGGAGCCAAGGACAGAAAACUGGGUGGUUUGAAAGAACCCAUGCCAGGAUUCCCCCCCCCCCCAAAAGCCUGAGUUAUUGCCGGUUGCUGAAGGAUAGUAUUGCAGUGUAAUUUUUUUCCUGCUGUUAAGGAAAUUGUUAGAUCCAUUAUUUGUGCUAACUUGCAAAUGACUGCACUGGCAAAUUUCUUACAGCGAUGAUCAAUGAAACAUAUCUUUAUACAGAUAUGCUGUACAGGAUUUUACUACAGAUUAAUUUUCCAAGGAACUUACCAGACAGUGAUUUCCUCCAUAUAUUAGAAUGAUACAAUAGUAUCAGUAAAACAGUUAUCAGUGAAAUCUAUCAUUGUUUACCACCCCAUGAGUCAGUAAGAGACUCAUGCAUAGAAUUUAAAUGCUAUAAUGAAACGUUCAUCAACUUUCCUGCUUCUGGUUCCCACACCUUGCUUGAGCAGGUUUAAUUAUCUUUGGUAAAUAGCUACACAGAAUGAGUCACAAAACAGUCCUGCACUGCACACCGAUGAGUGUUUGGGAGGGGCACAGGCAUAUGACACUGUUUGCAUCUACUACUGCUUUCUUGUCUCGCCUGACAAAGAUGACUGAUGCUUUCUUUCAUUUAGGGGAGUUUCCAUCUCAAAGAUCAAUACUGAUUUUAUCAAGCAAUUAUGAAUGUUUGGUGAAAUGUUUAUAAUGUCUGAAUACUGUUGGAGACGUAGCUUUCUGUUGCUGGAAGCCUGGGUGUAACACACUUUAAAAAAGAAAAACAACAACAACACUUCUCAAUUAUAUUGUGAUGAACUUUAAAGCCUUUCACCUUCCUGAUGGCAGUUUUGUCCCUGGAUUUCUGACCCAGAAAUGGCACAUGACCAAAAAUUGUGCUAAUUCUAAUGCAUCUCCACAAGCUUUGGAGUUAUUAAAGUAUCGGUUUGGUUA
Messenger RNA from Paramormyrops kingsleyae, 4443 nucleotides. RefSeq names its product nucleolar protein 6 (RNA-associated) (gene nol6). Gene Ontology annotation, biological process: rRNA processing; tRNA export from nucleus. The record is from RefSeq and is a predicted model, not a curated record. Gene Ontology annotation, cellular component: small-subunit processome; UTP-C complex; CURI complex. NCBI's taxonomy places the organism in Eukaryota, Metazoa, Chordata, Actinopteri, Osteoglossiformes, Mormyridae.